Molecule: messenger RNA, 7606 nt
Organism: Halichondria panicea
Lineage: Eukaryota; Metazoa; Porifera; Demospongiae; Suberitida; Halichondriidae
Product: neurogenic locus notch homolog protein 3-like
Exons: 44
Coding region: 1-7434 (2477 amino acids)
Source: RefSeq, a predicted model, not a curated record
AUGUGGUCUCUCCAUUACAGGGAAGAGGUUGUUCCUUCCACUGAUAAGCCAUCAGUUGAGACUACUACUAAAGAAGAAGCUGUCACUACUGAAGUUUCAGGUCCCUGCGACGAGUUGAGCUGUCCCUCCCACGCUACUUGUGAGACAUAUACAGAUCCAUUAGGUGGAUCAGAUGCUGCCUUCUGCCUCCCGUCCUGUGAGCUGGAGAAUGGUGGAUGUGCUGAGAUUGAGGCCUGUUCUCUGGAACAAAAUAUUUGUUUUGCUGAUGGACCCUGUCCACCUAGUGUGAAGUGCACAGAUCCCUGCGACGAGGUGAGCUGUCCCUCUAACAGUACUUGCCAGAGGCUUAUAUUUCCAAAGCCGAUCACUUCCUCGAGUUUUGGCUUCUGCCUCCCGUCCUGUGAGUUGGAUAAUGGUGGAUGUGCUGAGGACGAGGUCUGUUCUCUUGUGGAGCAAACUGUUUGCUUUGCUGUUGGACCCUGUCCAUCUACUGUGCAGUGCUCUUCUGCAACUACAGAAGAACCCUCCACGGGUGUAGAGGUUGGAUCAUUCCCGGAAGAUUCAUUGCACAGUAUCACAGGAACUAUCUUUAUACUGGACACAAAGACACUCCUCAUCAAAAACUUUGGCUACGAUGGCCUUGGACCAAGUGCCUUUUUCUACUACUACCCUCCUGGUCAGGUUAUAGACAAGAACGGUGGAGGUUUUUUCAUACCAGUACCCGGUGGAAGAGAGGAUGGAGGGUUUAAGAUUGGACGUAGCUACUUUAAUGAAGACUUCCUGGUCCCACUGCCUGAGGGCGUGGAUGCGUGUGACAUUGGCACGUUCACAAUCUGGUGUGAGCCAUUCACUGUCUUCUUUGCAGUCUUCUCCUUUCCAACUGAAAGGAUAUUUGUGCAAGGAACUGAUGAGUGCAUUAUUCAGUCUGGGUUGGGGACACUAGUACCAUUCAAGUGUCCCAAUGGAAGGAGCGUCGGUUCUGCUAAGGAUUGUGAUUUUGACAACUGUGCUGCCCUUGACGACCAGCUACAGCUGUCCUGGACUGUCAGAAAUGAUAUGCAAAUGAUUGACUUUAGACUCUGCGGCUGUCUAAGUAGUGAUCCAAACCUGAACCAGUACAUGGGAUUCGGACUCAGUGGCAGCACCAGCCGGACACACAUGAUUGGGGCAGACCCUGUCAUUACGUGGGUUGAUGAGACCACUGGACCACAAGCAGUCGACUAUUUCCUCACUGGCUACUUCCAGUGUCGAGAUGGUCGCGGUGCAUGCCCUGACGAGGACCAUUUCAGUGGCAGCUGCUCCAAUGACAUUGUCUCUGUGAGUGGAUCCAGACAGGGAGGGCAGCAGUGUGUCAUCUAUACACGACACUUCUCUACCAAUGAUAGUACGUGCGAUAUUCCCAUCGACCCCCUCAACAUGGAACAGUACAUUGUGUGGGGAGUGGGCGGACUCGGAGAGACUGCUUUCCAACACUUUAAGAGAGCAUCAGCGUCUGAUCCUCCCAUCCAUUUUGGCAGGGCUCCAGUUAACAUGUGUCCCCAUGAGGUCCAGUGCCGACAGUGCAGUGAACCAUUUGAAGCAGCUGUGAUUGAGGCUCUUGAAGACACCACCUUCUCUGUUAGCAUAGGAUCCUCUGGUGCUGACCGAGGCUAUGAGGCCAUUACUGGUCAAGUGGGAUGGGGCAUUGCUUACUACAUCAAUAACACCUUGGUACCUGAGCUGAUGGUACAGAGAGGACAGGCCUACUUGUUCAUUGUGGAGGCAGGGAAUAACCCUGAUAACCCAGCCAAUUAUCACCCCUUCUACAUCACUGACGAUAUUCACGGGAGCCGAGUAUUCAAGACACCUGAAGAGAAGAUGGCUGAGACUGUAUUUGCUGGUUUUGAUCAAAGUGACAACGUUACUGCAGCUGGUCGAUUGUGUGCAUGCAGAGAGGGUGCCGAGGCUGCCAGGGUGAGGGAGAGUUGUGGGAGUCGCCAGGAAUACGAAGAGAGUCAAGACUGCAGCUGUGAAGAAGGGGAGCCAGCCGUUCUAAUUUGGAUUCCUGACGAAAACACUCCAAACAUUGUCUACUAUCAGUGUGCCAUUCACCUCAACCUGGGAUGGAGGAUCCGUGUACAAGAUGCCCCAGUUUCAGAUCCCUGCGAUGAGUUGAGCUGUCCCUCCCACGCUACUUGUGAGACGUAUACAGAUCCAUUAGGUGGAUCAGAUGCUGCCUUCUGCCUCCCGUCCUGUGAGCUGGGGAAUGGUGGAUGUGCUGAGGACGAGGUCUGUUCUUUGCAACCAAAUAUUUGCCUUGCUGAUGGACCCUGUCCACCUAGUGUGCAGUGCUCUCCUGCAGGUCCCUGCGACGAGUUGAGCUGUCCCUCCCACGCUACUUGUGAGAGGUAUACAGUUCCAUUAGGUGGAUCAGAUGCUGCCUUCUGCCUCCCAUCCUGUGUGUUGGAGAAUGGUGGAUGUGCUGAAGGCGAGGUCUGCUCCCUGCAACCAAAUAUUUGCUUUGCUGAUGGACCCUGUCCACCUAGUGUGCAGUGCUCUCCUGCAGGUCCCUGCGGAGAGUUGAGCUGUCCCUCCCAUGCUACUUGUGAGACGUAUACAGAUCCAUUAGGUGGAUCAGAUGCUGCCUUCUGCCUCCCGUCCUGUGAGCUGGAGAAUGGUGGAUGUGCUGAGGACGAGGUCUGCUCCCUGCAACCAAAUAUUUGCCUUGCUGAUCGACCCUGUCCACCUAGUGUUAGGUGCUCUCCUGCAGGUCCCUGCGAUCAGUUGAACUGUCCUUCUUACACUACUUGUGAGAUGACUCCAGGUGUAGGUCCAAAUUCAUCUAUAUCCAUGUUUCCUUUCUGCCUCCCGUCCUGUGAGUUGGAGAAUGGUGGAUGUGCUGAGAACGAGGUCUGUUCUCUUGUGGAACAACUUUGCCCUUCUGAUGGACCUUGUCCAACUACUGUGCAGUGCUCUCCUGCAGGUCCCUGCGGCGAGUUUAACUGCCCCUCCUAUGCUACCUGUGAGAUGAUUACACGUCCAGGUCCAAAUUCGUCUAUAUCCAUGUUUCCCUUCUGCCUCCCGUCCUGUGAGUUGGAGAAUGGUGGAUGUGCUGAAGACGAGGUCUGUUCUCUGGUAGAGGAAAUGUGCCCUUCUGAUGGACCCUGUCCACCUAGUGUGCAGUGCUCUCCUGCAGGUCCCUGCGAUCAGUUGAACUGUCCCUCCUAUGCUACCUGUGAGAUGAUUACACGUCCAGGUCCAAAUUCGUCUCUAUCCAUGUUUCCCUUCUGCCUCCCGUCCUGUGAGUUGGAGAAUGGUGGAUGUGCUGAGAACGAGGCCUGUUCUCUUGUGGAACAACUUUGCCCUUCUGAUGGACCCUGCCCACCUAAUGUGCAGUGCUCUCCUGCAGGUCUCUGCGAUGAGUUGAGCUGUCCUUCUCACGCUACUUGUGAGACGUAUACAGAUCCAUUAGGUGGAUCAGAUGCUGCCUUCUGCCUCCCGUCCUGUGAGCUGGGGAAUGGUGGAUGUGCUGAGGACGAGGUCUGUUCUUUGCAACCAAAUAUUUGCCUUGCUGAUGGACCCUGUCCACCUAGUGUGCAGUGCUCUCCUGCAGGUCCCUGCGACGAGUUGAGCUGUCCCUCCCACGCUACUUGUGAGAGGUAUACAGAUCCAUUAGGUGGAUCAGAUGCUGCCUUCUGCCUCCCAUCCUGUGAGUUGGAGAAUGGUGGAUGUGCUGAAGGCGAGGUCUGCUCCCUGCAACCAAAUAUUUGCUUUGCUGAUGGACCCUGUCCACCUAGUGUGCAGUGUUCUCCUGCAGGUCCUUGCGGAGAGUUGAGCUGUCCCUCCCACGCUACUUGUGAGACGUAUACAGAUCCAUUAGGUGGAUCAGAUGCUGCCUUCUGCCUCCCGUCCUGUGAGCUGGAGAAUGGUGGAUGUGCUGAGGACGAGGUCUGCUCCCUGCAACCAAAUAUUUGCCUUGCUGAUCGACCCUGUCCACCUAGUGUUAGGUGCUCUCCUGCAGGUCCCUGCGAUCAGUUGAACUGUCCUUCUUACACUACUUGUGAGAUGACUCCAGGUAUAGGUCCAAAUUCAUCUAUAUCCAUGUUUCCUUUCUGCCUCCCGUCCUGUGAGUUGGAGAAUGGUGGAUGUGCUGAGAACGAGGUCUGUUCUCUUGUGGAACAACUUUGCCCUUCUGAUGGACCUUGUCCAACUACUGUGCAGUGCUCUCCUGCAGGUCCCUGCGGCGAGUUUAACUGCCCCUCCUAUGCUACCUGUGAGAUGAUUACACGUCCAGGUCCAAAUUCGUCUAUAUCCAUGUUUCCCUUCUGCCUCCCGUCCUGUGAGUUGGAGAAUGGUGGAUGUGCUGAAGACGAGGUCUGUUCUCUGGUAGAGGAAAUGUGCCCUUCUGAUGGACCCUGUCCACCUAGUGUGCAGUGCUCUCCUGCAGGUCCCUGCGAUCAGUUGAACUGUCCCUCCUAUGCUACCUGUGAGAUGAUUACACGUCCAGGUCCAAAUUCGUCUCUAUCCAUGUUUCCCUUCUGCCUCCCGUCCUGUGAGUUGGAGAAUGGUGGAUGUGCUGAGAACGAGGCCUGUUCUCUUGUGGAACAACUUUGCCCUUCUGAUGGACCCUGCCCACCUAAUGUGCAGUGCUCUCCUGCAGGUCUCUGCGAUGAGUUGAGCUGUCCUUCUCACGCUACUUGUGAGACGUAUACAGAUCCAUUAGGUGGAUCAGAUGCUGCCUUCUGCCUCCCAUCCUGUGAGUUGGAGAAUGGUGGAUGUGCUGAAGGCGAGGUCUGCUCCCUGCAACCAAAUAUUUGCUUUGCUGAUGGACCCUGUCCACCUAGUGUGCAGUGUUCUCCUGCAGGUCCUUGCGGAGAGUUGAGCUGUCCCUCCCACGCUACUUGUGAGACGUAUACAGAUCCAUUAGGUGGAUCAGAUGCUGCCUUCUGCCUCCCGUCCUGUGAGCUGGAGAAUGGUGGAUGUGCUGAGGACGAGGUCUGCUCCCUGCAACCAAAUAUUUGCCUUGCUGAUCGACCCUGUCCACCUAGUGUUAGGUGCUCUCCUGCAGGUCCCUGCGAUCAGUUGAACUGUCCUUCUUACACUACUUGUGAGAUGACUCCAGGUAUAGGUCCAAAUUCAUCUAUAUCCAUGUUUCCUUUCUGCCUCCCGUCCUGUGAGUUGGAGAAUGGUGGAUGUGCUGAGAACGAGGUCUGUUCUCUUGUGGAACAACUUUGCCCUUCUGAUGGACCUUGUCCAACUACUGUGCAGUGCUCUCCUGCAGGUCCCUGCGGCGAGUUUAACUGCCCCUCCUAUGCUACCUGUGAGAUGAUUACACGUCCAGGUCCAAAUUCGUCUAUAUCCAUGUUUCCCUUCUGCCUCCCGUCCUGUGAGUUGGAGAAUGGUGGAUGUGCUGAAGACGAGGUCUGUUCUCUGGUAGAGGAAAUGUGCCCUUCUGAUGGACCCUGUCCACCUAGUGUGCAGUGCUCUCCUGCAGGUCCCUGCGAUCAGUUGAACUGUCCCUCCUAUGCUACCUGUGAGAUGAUUACACGUCCAGGUCCAAAUUCGUCUCUAUCCAUGUUUCCCUUCUGCCUCCCGUCCUGUGAGUUGGAGAAUGGUGGAUGUGCUGAGAACGAGGCCUGUUCUCUUGUGGAACAACUUUGCCCUUCUGAUGGACCCUGCCCACCUAAUGUGCAGUGCUCUCCUGCAGGUCUCUGCGAUGAGUUGAGCUGUCCUUCUCACGCUACUUGUGAGACGUAUACAGAUCCAUUAGGUGGAUCAGAUGCUGCCUUCUGCCUCCCGUCCUGUGAGCUGGGGAAUGGUGGAUGUGCUGAGGACGAGGUCUGUUCUUUGCAACCAAAUAUUUGCCUUGCUGAUGGACCCUGUCCACCUAGUGUGCAGUGCUCUCCUGCAGGUCCCUGCGACGAGUUGAGCUGUCCCUCCCACGCUACUUGUGAGAGGUAUACAGUUCCAUUAGGUGGAUCAGAUGCUGCCUUCUGCCUCCCAUCCUGUGAGUUGGAGAAUGGUGGAUGUGCUGAAGGCGAGGUCUGCUCCCUGCAACCAAAUAUUUGCUUUGCUGAUGGACCCUGUCCACCUAGUGUGCAGUGUUCUCCUGCAGGUCCCUGCGGAGAGUUGAGCUGUCCCUCCCACGCUACUUGUGAGACGUAUACAGAUCCAUUAGGUGGAUCAGAUGCUGCCUUCUGCCUCCCGUCCUGUGAGCUGGAGAAUGGUGGAUGUGCUGAGGACGAGGUCUGCUCCCUGCAACCAAAUAUUUGCCUUGCUGAUCGACCCUGUCCACCUAGUGUUAGGUGCUCUCCUGCAGGUCCCUGCGAUCAGUUGAACUGUCCUUCUUACACUACUUGUGAGAUGACUCCAGGUAUAGGUCCAAAUUCAUCUAUAUCCAUGUUUCCUUUCUGCCUCCCGUCCUGUGAGUUGGAUAAUGGUGGAUGUGCUGAGGACGAGGUCUGUUCUCUUGUGGAACAACUUUGCCCUUCUGAUGGACCUUGUCCAACUACUGUGCAGUGCUCUCCUGCAGGUCCCUGCGGCGAGUUUAACUGCCCCUCCUAUGCUACCUGUGAGAUGAUUACACGUCCAGGUCCAAAUUCAUCCUUAUCUAUGUUUCCUUUCUGCCUCCCAUCCUGUGAGCUGGAGAAUGGUGGAUGUGAUGAGGACGAGGUCUGUUCUCUGGUAGAGGAAAUGUGCCCUUCUGAUGGACCCUGUCCACCUAGUGUGCAGUGCUCUCCUGCAGAUCUAUGCGACCAGUUGAACUGUCCCCCCUAUGCUACUUGUGAGAUGGUAGGUCCAAAUCCAUUCUCUUUAUCCGGUUUUGCCUUCUGCCUCCCGUCCUGUGAGUUAGAGAAUGGUGGUUGUGCUGAGAAUGAGGUAUGUUCUCUGGUAGAGGAAAUUUGCCCUUCUGAUGGACCCUGUCCACCUAGUGUGCAGUGCUCUCCCCCAGAUCCUUGCAGUUCAUUUAGAUGCCAAAGGGGCUACAGGUGUCAAGUGUACGAGCCGACCAAUGAGGCGUACUGUGAGCCGGCAUGUGACCUGUUCAAUGGCGGGUGUACUACGGGAACCUACUGCAUUCUUCGCCGGGAUCGAGCUUGCAGUGAGGGGCCGUGUCCAUCUCUAAAGAGCUGUUGCUUUUUCCCACGCUGUGACAUGCACGUCUGUAGCGCCAGGGAGACUAGGAGAAGCCCAUGCAUUAUUGAUGCGGAGGAUUCCCAAUGUGAUGAAGAGGAGUGUCCAUUUACUUACUGUCGUAAUUGUUACUUCUCGUCCCAAAAUCAGCCAUUGCCAGGCAACUGUGGGACAUGUAGUGAAAACAGUGUCAAUAAUAAAUGUACUAAAAGAUGGGCAACUUGCACCAGAAGAGCACAUUUUGCUACUUAUGGACAGCCAUGGCCUAGUCAGUCUCUAAGGAAGGAGGAGGACUUUCGCUGUCACAUACCUCCAUGUUAAUGAAGCAUUCUCACUUUGUAUAAGAAACAAUUUAUAUAGUUCAGUAUAUUAGACUGAAGGAGAACUGAGAAUUCGCUUUUUGAGUACAUCAAUAUACAAUUAAUGAACAGUACAGUGCUAUUUUGCCAAAACACUCUCAGUCAUAUAUAUAAAGGUGUUAUUUACCACUUAA